This is a messenger RNA of Cokeromyces recurvatus, 2867 nucleotides long. Its product is annotated as leucyl-tRNA synthetase. Gene Ontology annotation, molecular function: aminoacyl-tRNA deacylase activity; ATP binding; leucine-tRNA ligase activity. The transcript has 13 exons. The record is from RefSeq and is a predicted model, not a curated record. Gene Ontology annotation, biological process: mitochondrial translation; leucyl-tRNA aminoacylation. Gene Ontology annotation, cellular component: mitochondrion. Bases 70 to 2820 code for a protein of 916 amino acids. NCBI's taxonomy places the organism in Eukaryota, Fungi, Mucoromycota, Mucoromycetes, Mucorales, Mucoraceae.
CGCUAAGAAGGGGCAGAUAGAGACAGGGUUGAAACAAAGAAUUCGAUUGUUUUGCACUUUAUUGAAACCAUGUCAUUCUUAAAGACACAAUCAGUAACCCUAAACGUCCUCAGGAAAGGUAGUGGUACAACUCAUACUCCAGCCACUAUUAUUGUCGGUUCCUCGAAAUAUUAUUAUGCAACUACAUCACAACCACAACGUAAAUUACCUAUUAACUUUACAAGCAUCGAAGAGAAAUGGCAGCAACGAUGGAAAUCAAAUAAAUCCCUAAAAGCUACUGUGAAUCCUAUUAAAUCCAGUUACUAUGUACUCUCUAUGUUUCCUUAUCCAAGUGGCAUGCUUCAUAUGGGUCAUGUCCGUGUAUAUACUAUUAGUGAUACUAUUCAACGCUUUCGAAAAAUGAAAGGAUAUGAUGUGCUGCAUCCAAUGGGUUGGGAUGCAUUUGGAUUACCUGCUGAAAAUGCUGCAAUCGAACGAGGCAUUCAUCCUGCUGAAUGGACAACGAAGAACAUUACUGCUAUGAAGGAACAGAUGUCAAAAUUAUGUAUUGAUUUUGAUUGGUCAAAAGAAAUAGCUACAUGCAGCCCAGAAUAUUAUAAAUGGACGCAAUACAUUUUUUUAGAAUUAUAUAAAGCAGGAUUAGCAUAUCAGAAAGAAGCAAUAGUAAAUUGGGAUCCUGUUGAUAAAACUGUUUUAGCUAAUGAACAAGUAGAUCCUGAAGGUAGAUCAUGGCGUUCAGGUGCUUUAGUAGAAAGAAAGAAAUUAAAGCAAUGGUUUUUUAAAGUGACGGAAUUUGCAGAAGAUCUGUUGAAAGAUAUUGACAGGUUGGAAAACUGGCCUGACCGUGUAAAGCAAAUGCAGAGGAACUGGAUUGGAAAAUCUGAAGGAGCAGAAUUUGAUUUUAAAAUUAAAUCAAAAAAAUUAGAAGACUCUAUCAAAGUAUUCACAAGUAGACCUGAUACUAUCUUUGGUGUUCAAUACUUGGUACUUGCACCUGAUCAUCCUUUAGUAACAAAAGAAAAUCUUCCUAGUGAGCAAGCGGAUUCUGUUUUAAGAUUUGUAGAAGAUUUAAAGAAAAAACAAAAUAUGGAUGCAGCUGAGGAGAGUAAAAAAGGUGUUUUUACUGGUCUAUAUGCAUAUAAUCCAUUUACAAAGGAAGAUAUUCCAGUUUAUGUAGCACCUUAUGUACUAUCUGAUUAUGGAACUGGUGCUGUCAUGGGUGUUCCUGCACACGAUAAACGUGAUUUUGAAUUUUGUAAGGUUAAUCAGGUUGUGGAUAACAUACGAUAUGUUGUGGAACCAGUUAUUAGUGAAGUUGGCAAAGAAGUAAAUUUAAAUGUUCCCUUUACAGCAGAUGGAAUUUUGACAGAAUUAUCGGGUUCAUUUAAGGGUAUGAAAUCUGAAAUAGCAAGAAAAGAAAUUUUGAAAGAAGCGCAAAGGAUGGGUGUGGGGAAGCCUGCAAUACAAUUUCGAUUGAAGGAUUGGCUUUUAUCAAGACAAAGAUACUGGGGUGCACCAAUUCCUAUCAUUCACUGUCCAUCCUGUAAUGUUGUUCCUGUGCCUAAAGAGGAUCUUCCCGUUCUUCUUCCUUUAAAUGUUGAAUUUUCAGGAAAAGGCCAAUCACCUUUAGCUCGUAAAGAAGACUGGGUGAAUUGUCAAUGCCCAAAAUGUCACAGUCCUGCUAAGCGAGAGACAGAUACAAUGGAUACUUUUGUUGAUUCAUCAUGGUAUUUUCUGAGAUAUACAGACCCUAAUAAUAAAGAACUGCCAUUUAAUUCUGCCAAAGCAUCUGCCUUAUUACCUGUCGAUAUUUACAUUGGUGGUGUAGAGCAUGCAAUUCUUCAUCUUUUGUAUGCAAGAUUUAUAUCCAAGGCUUUGUAUAAACAAAGAGCUUUUUUUGAAGUACCAGGGAUAAAACCUGGUCACGGUGAGCCUUUCAACAUUCUACUUACACAGGGUAUGGUUCAUGGUCGCACAUUUAAAGAUCCAAAUACUCAAAGAUUUUUAAAGCCUGAAGAAGUUGAUACAUCCGAUUAUGCAAAUCCAAAAAUUAUUGCGACUGGUGAAUCACCUUUAAUUUCGUUUGAAAAAAUGUCAAAAAGUAAAUAUAAUGGUGUAGAUCCUGUGUCUGUUAUCAAGGAAAAUGGUGUGGAUCCUACACGUCUUCAUAUACUCUACAAAGCUCCGCCCUCUGAAGUACUUGAAUGGGAAGAUUCCAGUAUUGUCGGCAUGCAGCGUUGGCUUGUAAAAGUAUUGAAACUUUCCCAGACAUUAAAAACUGCAAGUCAAACACCUUUACCUCAAUUAAAUUCUAUGACUUCUGUAGAAAGAGAGAUGUAUCGAUUCACAAACCAAACUAUUAAGCAAAUUACAGAUGCUAUGAUGACUACAUAUUCUUUUAACACUGUGAUCUCCGACCUUAUCAAGUUAUCAAAUUAUAUUAGUUCAACAAAGGAUCUUCAAGCAAAUUCAGGAGUGUAUCAGCAUGCUGUCACGUCAUUAGUGAAAAUGAUGGCACCUAUGGCUCCAUCAAUAAGUGAAGAGUGUUGGGAAGCUCUUGGACAAGAGAAGAGUAUUUUUGAACAUUCUUGGCCUGAAUUUGAUCCUAAUGCGUUGGAGAAACAAGAAUUAAAGUGUGUUAUUCAAGUAAAUGGUAAAACAAGAUUAAAUAUGACUAUUUCGAAGGAAUUAGCAAACAAUGCUAGUGAAAUUGAAAGGCUUGUAAGGGGUUCAGAGGUUGGUCAGAAAUGGCUUUCUGAUAAACCUAUUAAGAAGUUAAUUAUUGCCAAGAAAGGUGAACUUGUUAAUUUUGUGAUUUAAAUAAAAGGAAAAAAAAGAUCUAGAUUGUAUAAAUUUUAUCCAAAAAA